Fimicolochytrium jonesii is the source of this 690-nucleotide messenger RNA. RefSeq names its product glycoside hydrolase family 12 protein. Gene Ontology annotation, molecular function: cellulase activity. Lineage: Eukaryota; Fungi; Chytridiomycota; Chytridiomycetes; Spizellomycetales; Powellomycetaceae. Gene Ontology annotation, biological process: polysaccharide catabolic process. The annotation marks the transcript as partial. The record is from RefSeq and is a predicted model, not a curated record. The transcript has a single exon.
GCAACCCUCACCGGCCAAUGGGACACGCUCCAAACCAACGCGGGCCGCUACACGUACCAACAAAACCUCUGGGGCGCGCACUCCCCGGGCGCGUCGGGGUUCCAAUCCUCCACCCUCCCAGACCGCAUCCUCACCUCCAACACCAAAUCGCCAAAGCCGGCGACAUCCGUCUCCUGGACCACGACGUACAGCUGGACGGGCGGACCGUACCAAGUCAAAUCGUACGCCAACGCCGCGCGCAACCUGCACAAACUCCCCCUGACCCAGAUCAAGGCCAUCCCCUCCUUCUGGACCUGGCACUACGCCGCGGCUUCCGCAAACCUCGUCGCUGACGUCUCCUACGACCUCUGGCUGUCCCCCUCCGCCUCCGGCUCCGGCGCAGACGCUUCCUCCUCGUUCGAGAUCAUGGUCUGGCUGUCCACCCGCGGCGGCGCCGGCCCCGCCGGCACGCGCGUCGGCGGGAUGACGUAUAACGGCGUCAAGUGGGGAUUGUGGAAGGGGAAUGUCGGGACGUGGGUGGUGUACUCGUUUGUGGCGGAGAGGGAGAUCACGCGGUGGAGUGGGGACAUGUUGGCGUUUGUGAACUAUCUGGUGAAGAAGCAGGGUUUGCCGAGGAACCACUAUUUGGUGCAGGCGCAGGCGGGCACCGAGCCGUUUGUGGGGAGUGCGACGCUUGUUACCGAGGCGUAU